AUGUUUGAAGACAAUUCGGAUCCUGAAGAUUAUGGCAGCAAGUCAUUCGGUAAAACGCAGCCAUAUGAAACAACUUUUGCUCAACGUUAUAAAAUCAAUGCUUCAGGCAUUACAAACGAUAUAAAUAAUUGCGACCUUAAAAAAUUCCAACCUGGAAUUAAUAAAUUAACCAAGUAUUUUGAAGAAAAAGGACCUCCUCUAAUAGGUUAUACUGGUGCUUUGCUUUUCGAACGUUUACAACUUUGUUUUGAUAGCAAUGAUCCUCUUGUAGAAGAAUAUCACGCAAACGAAGAACUCCGAAAAGCUGCAUUUCACCUUUUAUGUUGGUUUGGAUAUGAUAAAUGCACUACAUAUCCAGCUGAUCAGUUAUCCAAUCCAGAAUACGUAGAACAAGCUUUUAACAACAUUAAAUCAACAAAUAUUGAACUCGUAAACGAUGGUCUUGGACUUCUUACCGGAGUUAUUCAUAACAUUGCUGUUUAUAAUUAUUUUAUUGAAAAUAACGGUUUAGAUAUUAUCUUCCAACUCGAUAAUCGUACUUUUAUACCAAUAUUCCUACGAAAACUCUUCAAAUUAUGGAGUAAUGACAAGAAUAAUUCAGAAAAUGACUUUAGAUCUUCAGUUUAUCAUAGAACAGUCCCCUUUAUCUAUCAAUUUUUAGAUUCACGAUAUUCGGUUGUUAAGAAUCGUACGUUUAAUGUCUUGCGUGUCCUUAAAAAACGAGGAAUUGAAGUAGAUCCGAACGAAAUCAUCAAUAGAUUGCCCAAUUUACUACAAGACCCUUACAAUGCUGUGAUUGCCGCAGCUUUGACAUACAUUCGCAAAGUCCCUGAAGUUUCUCAAGAAUUAUUCAAACAAUUAAUAGAAGUUAGUAAUAAAAAUCAGAAAAUAGGUAUCGAAGUCUUUAAGUAUCUCUAUAAAAGAGUCGAUACCUUGUCACAAGAGAACAUUUCUUUGUUAGUUGAAGCUUUACUCGAAGCAGCUACAAAUGGCCCAGCAAAACUCGGUGAAUACGCUUUACCAAUCCUUACAGAACUCACCACAGCUAAUAAUAUUUGGGAUGAAAGACUUAUCGACGCUUAUAUGAAAUUCCUUCAAGAACCAAGGACGAUCAAAGUUUCUAUUGAAGGGCUUUGUAAGUGCCUUGAAAUUUCUGAGGGAUCAGGGCAUAAUCAGGAUGUUAUUGAUCGUUUAUCUGAAUAUACUGAUAUCUUCUCAGAAUUAAUGCAAAAUGAUGAUGAAGUUGUAUCCCAUUUUAGCUCACAGAUAUUAGAGAGGCUAGAACAAUUAUAG
Trichomonas vaginalis G3 is the source of this 1293-nucleotide messenger RNA. Its product is annotated as armadillo (ARM) repeat-containing protein family. The transcript has a single exon. Bases 1 to 1293 code for a protein of 430 amino acids. NCBI's taxonomy places the organism in Eukaryota, Parabasalia, Trichomonadida, Trichomonadidae. The record is from RefSeq and is a predicted model, not a curated record.